Molecule: messenger RNA, 1590 nt
Organism: Xyrauchen texanus (razorback sucker)
Lineage: Eukaryota; Metazoa; Chordata; Actinopteri; Cypriniformes; Catostomidae
Product: cerebellin-1-like
Exons: 3
Coding region: 14-586 (190 amino acids)
Cellular component (GO): synaptic cleft; glutamatergic synapse
Molecular function (GO): protein binding
Source: RefSeq, a predicted model, not a curated record
AAGUGAAGUUGGCAUGAUGUUGACGUUGGUUAUAGGCGCAGUGUGUAUACUGUGCCAUGCAUACGCACAGAAUGAGACAGAACCCAUCGUGCUGGAGGGGAAAUGCUUGGUCGUGUGCGACUCAAAUCCCACCUCGGACCCCACCGGGACGGCUCUUGGUAUAUCGGUGCGUUCGGGGAGCGCCAAAGUAGCUUUUUCCGCGGUGAGGAACACGAACCAUGAACCGUCUGAGAUGAGCAAUAAAACAAUGGUGAUCUACUUUGAUCAGGUACUUGUGAACGUUGGUAAAAGCUUCGACGAGGAAAGGAGCAAUUUCUUCGCCCCUCGCAAAGGGAUAUACAGUUUUAAUUUCCACGUAGUGAAAGUGUAUAACCGUCAAACGAUCCAGGUGAGCCUGAUGCACAAUGGCUGGCCAGUUAUAUCUGCCUUUGCUGGGGAUCAGGACGUCACACGUGAAGCAGCCAGUAACGGCAUCCUGCUUCAAAUGGAGAAAGGUGACCGUGCCUACCUCAAGCUGGAACGAGGCAACCUGAUGGGUGGUUGGAAGUACUCCACCUUCUCUGGCUUCCUGGUCUUCCCCCUGUAGAGGGGGGCAUGCCAUGGAGGGACUAUUGCUCUUUAGCUCGCCAGCUUGUAUGAGAUAGGAAGGAUAUUAGGGUGGAUGAGAGAUAGAAUGAUAGAGAGAAUGUACAGAAAAAAUAUAGAAAGAGAAAAUUAGUGUGGCAGGAUCUCAUUUGCACUCACUUUGUUCUGCUGCUUGACUACAGCACUGGACAGCCAAAACUUUUUUAUUAUCCUUAUAAUAAAUGAUAAUUGAAAUUAUAUGGAAAGAAAACAUACAGAGGAUUGAAGCCCUUCACCCAUAUUCAUUCCAUCACAAUCCGCCCUCAGAAAACGUAAUCUGCUUUAAGGAUUGUCCUUCAGCAGCCCAGAGCGCCAUUUUAAACAGGCCACAUCUUUGUAUAUUCUCUUCAUACAUGCAUACCGUGAGUCUCAAAUACCAUUGUCAUUCCUCUUAGUGAGUCCAGUCGCUUUUCUCUGGUCUGCUCUACUGCUCCUCUAACUCACCCUUUCUUUUCUCAGAGAGGGCGUAUUCGCUCUGUCAUGACUGCAGGAUCUCUGAAUCCUCACAAAAGACUGCAUACUGAAAAUAUACAUACAUGCAUAAAAAGUCUUAAAGUUUCUAUAUGAUUAUGAUAUACUCAAUGCCUAAAUCGAACUGUAUUUCUGUAUUUCAGUGUUAAUACUUAGUGAUUGUGUGUGGAUUAUCAGGCUGCUGUCCAACUACCAAUGCUUCUUGUUUUUGUUUUGGUCGAAAAUGUGGCUAAAAUGAAACUAUAUCAGAAAUACUAUAAAGUACAAAGUUUAUUAUAAUUUAUUGUAAGAUAUUUGUGAAUAUUUAGCAGACAAACCCCUCCCUUUUGAUUAGUUAAGUUAAAUAUUGAUUUUCUUUUUUCUUUGAUUCAAUAAAAAUUAAAUGUUACUUAUUAUUUUUCUUAAUCUGAUGCUGUGCUUUGAGAUUUAAGAUUGAAGCCUACAGAUAUAGAGAGAUAUACACAAACACAAAAUCUUAUCUUACAGCAAUGACAC